GUUCAGUUGGAGCUGAGCAGCUUCACAUCACACAGCGACCCACUGUAAUUAAUUAACAUCAUUCAUUAACAGUUAUUUUCAAUUAACCAUUUAAUUGUCAAUUUGUGUCGUUUAGUUUUGGGAUUAUUUCACCUGUCCAGCUCAGUGUCGAGUGUCACAGAUGAAGGUGGAGGGAUUCCAGGAGGACGGGGAGUCCGGUUCUGUGUCUUCAGCGGACCGGACCGGCGGUGGAGGCACCGUCGUCGCCACGGUUCGCAGCGGCGGGACGGCGUGCAGCCCCGGCUCGGCCGAACGCUGCAUGUCCCGGCUGCUGAGCGCGGUGGAGAGCGAGCUGCAGGCCGGCCGGGAGAAGGGCGACCCGACGGAGAGGGAGCUCAGGGUGACGCUGGAGGACGCCGAGCUGUGGAGGAAGUUUCAACACAUCACCAACGAGAUGAUCGUCACCAAGAAUGGACGUCGCAUGUUCCCGGUCCUGAAGGUCAGCGUCUCGGGUCUGGACCCCAGCUCCAUGUACUCCUUCCUGCUGGACUUCGUGCCGGCCGACGGCUGCCGCUGGAAGUUCGUGAACGGGGAGUGGGUGGCGGCCGGGCGGGCGGAGGGACGUGGCGAGGGGCGGAGCCACGGCGGCAUCUACAUCCACCCGGACUCACCGAACUUCGGCGCUCACUGGAUGAAGGCGGCCGUGACCUUCAACAAGGUCAAACUCACCAACAAGGUCAACGGAGGAGGACAGAUCAUGUUGAACUCUCUCCAUAAGUACGAGCCUCAGCUCCACAUCGUGUGCGUCGGCUCUCGCCAUCGUCUCGUCUCCAACGUCUCCUUCAAAGAAACUCAGUUCAUCGCUGUCACAGCCUAUCAGAACGAAGAGAUCACCGCUCUGAAGAUCAAAUACAACCCGUUCGCUAAGGCCUUCCUGGACGCCAAGGAGAGGAACCCAGGGGGGCGGGGUUUGCCGGAGUCAUCAGACAGUCGUGUUUCAGGGAUUCAACCCUGCUGGUCACUGUGCUCAGCUGGAGGGGGCGGGGCUUUCCCUUACAGCAGCAGCCUGCCGCUGACAUCACAUCAUCACCACGGUUACAAACACCACGGAUACCCGGGGCGACACACACCUUACCCCACUGCCUACCUGCCGCACCGCUCACACUCCUCAGGUGUCCAGGUGUUAUCAGACGGAUGGAGUGGCUCCUCCCCUCGUCCGGCCUCCUCCUCUUCCUCCUCCACCUCCCUUCCCCUGACGAGCAGCGUCCCUUCAUCACAGCCUCCUCACAACUCCAGUCAGUAUCCCUGUCUGUGGACGGUUGGAUGCAGUGAGCUUAGCCCUUCCCACUCGCCAUGCACUGCUCUCCACGGGCCAAUCAGCAGCGAGAGUCUCAUGCAGCCUCCCAAUCAUGGUCGAGUAGGCGGUGUCGGGUGGCCGCCUGGCCCCACCCACUCUUUCUGAGGAGGAAUGUGAUUGGUCGAAGGGAUAACUCAGAUAAUUCUCACUGACUGGACGACUACAGGUGACCACUGUCUACUAGUGAUUACUGCUACUGACUACUUGUUACAGCUACUAGUUAAUGCUGGUGGUUACUAGUUAAUGCUGGUGGCUACAAGAACCUAUGACUGACUAUAACUUUUCGUGACUAUUUAAUGGCUACUUUUAACUACUGGAGGCCGUCAGGUUCUACUGGUGGCUCCCAGUAACUAUCUGUGGCUAUCUUGAACAUACUGGUUACCACUGGUGGCUAACUUUAAAACCUGGUGGAGUACAGGAGGUUGUCACAUGCUGAUGGCCACUAAUAUCUACUGGUGGCUUCUAAUUUCUGCUGCUACCAAUAAGUAUUAGCGGCUAAUUGCACACACUGUAACUAUUACAUGCAUGAAUGUAAAUGUAUCUCAUAAUUUAAUUUCAGCAGUUUAAAAUGAGCUUGUCAGAAGUUGCUGAAUUAAAAAAGCAACGGUCCUGAUGCUCAGUCUUAAACACACUCUACACUGAUGUUGUUGGUGUUAUGGCGCCCCCUGGUGUUUAUUAACCUGCAGCUGGUUGUGCUGCAGGAACAGUCAAUAUUCUGUCUUUAUUUAAACAUGUCUGUAUCUGUAGAGUCCAUCAUCUGUGUUGUGUAAAGAGACUGAUGUUUGAUAGAUAUUUGAUUGACAGGACCAGCUGACACUUAAAAAGAGACAUUUCCUGUCAUUUAUGUCGGUUAUUUCAGCUGCUGCAUGUUGCUGGUUUGUUGUUGUUUCUCUACUUCAGAUCGUUUCUGAAAAUCAGAAAUAAAAUCAUAAACAAAACAAAACAAAAAAAAUGCAUUUAAUUAAAAUCACACUUUCAUGUUCUUGGGUCUGGUCCUGUGGAAAUAAUGAGCUACUCUUGUCUUUGUUGUCGUUUGUUGCUUGUUGCUGCAUGAAGUUUACAGCAUGACUGAGCCAGAGAGAGAGACUGUGAUUCUGCUCUGUGUCAAUAAAGGUUUAAAGGACAA
Seriola aureovittata is the source of this 2462-nucleotide messenger RNA. Its product is annotated as T-box transcription factor TBX19-like. The transcript has 9 exons. Gene Ontology annotation, molecular function: DNA-binding transcription factor activity, RNA polymerase II-specific; RNA polymerase II cis-regulatory region sequence-specific DNA binding. Gene Ontology annotation, biological process: cell fate specification; heart morphogenesis; mesoderm formation. Gene Ontology annotation, cellular component: nucleus. The record is from RefSeq and is a predicted model, not a curated record. Lineage: Eukaryota; Metazoa; Chordata; Actinopteri; Carangiformes; Carangidae. Bases 161 to 1441 code for a protein of 426 amino acids.